AUGGGCCAGAGCCUCACCGGCCAAAGUGGCAUCAAAGAGGAGCUGCCAACAUUACACAUCCUCGCCUUUUGUGACUGGGCGCAUCGCGCAGCCGCACCUGAGAUUUGCCAUGGGCUGCGGGGAGCACUGGGCUUUCAAGGCAGUGUGGGGCCUGAUUCAGAAGGAGAAGGAUACUGGCGCUUCCUUUGCGAGCGCCUUGCAGAGGAGUCAGAGGUGUAUGUGCCCUGCCUUGAUGGAGUCGCCGAGAGUUACCAGUCCCUUUUCAAGGAGCUAUACUUGCAGUCCAUGAAAGACAGCCGCAGAGCAGCUGCACUGGCUUGCGCCAAGAGAGAUGGCACGGAACCGGAUAUCACGAGCGGCCUCCAUGACGUCGAGGCUGAGGAAUUCAAGAUCGGUGUUGCCGCACGAUUGCGACCUGCAGAUGCCAAAGAUGCUUCGGAGGAGGAGGGUGUUGUGUUGCCCUUGCACCAGAAGGUGCAACUGGUGAAGAAGCAGCUGGGAUGCUCAUCGAAAGAAGCUUUGAGCCUCAUCAUGCGGAAGCAGCAACGUUUGAAGAACGGUGGCAAAGAUCCUAUACCUGCAGAGCUUCAGGGUUGCAUCUUCCAGCCUUGUCGGCACCCUGGCUAUGCAAACAAGGAGAAUGUCCCGACAGCCGCUGGUGAGGUCAAUCAGAAGACAGCUGCGGACGAUGAGGAGGACAUGGCAGAUGCUCGCUGUUCGAUCUUGUCGGUCCAAGAGGAGAAAGCGUCUUUGCUCGCCCUCACCAAGCAGAGCGGGCUUCGCGAGUACACGUUUGAUCGCGUCUUCGGUGAGCGAUCUGCACAGGCAGACGUCUUCACAGGAUCGGCACGGCGCCUGGUAAUGGAGUUUCUGAACGGCACGAGUGCAAGCAUCAUCUGCUACGGGCAGACAGCGAGCGGCAAGACCCACACAAUGUUCGGGCCGCCACAGAAUUUGCUGGCCGCAACAUCGUCAGACUUACAGGGUUUGGUGCCCAGAACCUGCGCCGAGGUCUUGCAGACAGUGGAGACCUGGCGCCAGCGAGGUGUUGAGGUCCACCUGUCUGCAAGCUAUGUCGAGCUGUUCGGCAGUGAGGUCUCGGAUCUCCUGCGUGAGGGCCAGGUUGUGGGACAAGGCCGGCAAGGCCGCUAUGCAGCAGUCCGUGCCACCGACCGCGUUGGGCACAGGUAUGUCCUGGAUGGCCACACAGAGUACCACAUCGAGUCUCUGGAAGAAGUUUAUGAGCUUCUGCAGCAAGGCGAAGUGGCAAAGCGCCGUGCCGCCACAGCGAUGAACGAGAGGUCCACUCGAGCUCACACUGUUUUUGUCCUCUCCCUGUCGGUGCAGCGGCGAACCUACGAAGGCAGCCUGCAGCUGCCAGCUCGGAGGAGCCGUUUCUACUUUGCGGACCUUGGCGGGUCCGAGCAGCUGUCAAAGAGUAAGGUCGAAGCAGCUAAGGCCAAAGUCACGGUUGUCGGCGGCGAAGAGCAGUGA
Molecule: messenger RNA, 1494 nt
Organism: Symbiodinium natans
Lineage: Eukaryota; Dinophyceae; Suessiales; Symbiodiniaceae
Source: the annotation of a GenBank genome assembly